Sorex araneus (European shrew) is the source of this 4145-nucleotide messenger RNA. RefSeq names its product myosin IE (gene MYO1E). Gene Ontology annotation, biological process: actin filament organization; vesicle transport along actin filament. The transcript has 28 exons. Bases 108 to 3434 code for a protein of 1108 amino acids. NCBI's taxonomy places the organism in Eukaryota, Metazoa, Chordata, Mammalia, Eulipotyphla, Soricidae. Gene Ontology annotation, molecular function: ATP binding; actin filament binding; microfilament motor activity. Gene Ontology annotation, cellular component: plasma membrane; cytoplasm; actin cytoskeleton. The record is from RefSeq and is a predicted model, not a curated record.
UGUCGGGCGCCCGCGGGGCGACGCCGAGCAACUUUGCGACUGGGUCCCGGCGACGGCGGCGCGGGCCCGGCUCCCCGGCAGGCGCCCCCGCGGCGCGACCAGGCACCAUGGGGAGCAAAGGUGCUUACCGUUACCACUGGCAGAGCCACAACGUCAAACACAGCGGCGUGGACGACAUGGUCCUGCUCUCCAAGAUCACGGAGAACGCCAUCGUGGAGAACCUGAAGAAGAGAUACAUGGACGAUUACAUUUUUACAUAUAUAGGAUCUGUAUUAAUCUCAAUCAACCCUUUCAAGCAGAUGCCUUAUUUUGGGGAAAAGGAAAUUGAAAUGUACCAAGGAGCGGCACAGUAUGAAAACCCACCACACAUCUACGCUCUCGCAGAUAACAUGUACCGGAACAUGAUGAUCGACAGAGAGAACCAGUGCGUCAUCAUCAGUGGUGAAAGCGGUGCUGGCAAGACCGUGGCUGCGAAGUACAUCAUGAGUUAUGUGUCUCGCGUGUCUGGAGGAGGCCCCAAAGUGCAGCACGUCAAGGACAUCAUCCUCCAGUCCAACCCGCUGCUCGAGGCCUUCGGCAACGCCAAGACUGUCCGGAACAAUAACUCUAGCCGAUUCGGAAAAUACUUUGAAAUCCAGUUCAGCCCAGGUGGGGAGCCGGAUGGUGGGAAGAUCUCCAACUUCCUCCUGGAAAAGUCCCGUGUGGUCAUGCGGAACCCUGGAGAGCGGAGUUUCCACAUCUUCUAUCAGCUCAUCGAGGGUGCCUCAGCAGAACAGAAGCAUAGCCUCGGCAUCACCAGCAUGGACUAUUACUAUUACCUGAGCCUCUCUGGCUCCUACAAGGUGGACGACAUUGAUGAUAGGAGGGAGUUUCAGGAAACGCUGCACGCCAUGAAUGUCAUCGGCAUCUUCGCCGAGGAGCAGACGCUGGUGCUGCAGAUUGUGGCGGGCGUGCUCCACUUGGGCAACAUCAGCUUCAGAGAAGUGGGCAACUACGCGGCCGUGGACAGCGAGGAAUUUCUGGCCUUUCCUGCCUAUCUUCUGGGGAUCAGUCAGGACCGGCUGAAGGAGAAGCUGACGAGCCGGCAGAUGGACAGCCGGUGGGGCGGCAAGUCCGAGUCCAUCCACGUGACCCUCAAUGUGGAGCAGGCGUGUUACACCAGGGAUGCGCUGGCCAAGGCCCUGCACGCACGGCUCUUUGACUUCCUGGUGGACUCUAUCAACAAGGCAAUGGAGAAGGACCACGAGGAGUACAACAUUGGUGUCCUGGACAUCUACGGCUUUGAGAUAUUCCAGAAAAAUGGCUUCGAACAGUUUUGUAUCAAUUUUGUGAAUGAAAAAUUACAGCAGAUUUUUAUUGAAUUGACACUGAAGGCAGAACAGGAAGAAUAUGUGCAGGAGGGAAUACGAUGGACCCCCAUUGACUACUUCAAUAACAAGAUCGUGUGUGACCUCAUAGAGAACAAAGUGAACCCCCCUGGGAUCAUGAGCAUCCUGGACGAUGUGUGCGCCACCAUGCACGCCGUGGGGGAGGGCGCAGACCAGACGCUGCUCCAGAAGCUCCAGAUGCAGAUUGGCAGCCACGAGCACUUCAACAGCUGGAACCAAGGCUUUAUCAUCCACCACUAUGCUGGGAAGGUAUCCUAUGACAUGGAUGGCUUCUGUGAAAGGAACCGGGAUGUGCUCUUUAUGGAUCUGAUCGAGCUUAUGCAGAGCAGCGAGCUACCCUUUAUCAAGUCUUUAUUUCCGGAAAAUCUGCAGGCGGACAAGAAAGGGCGUCCAACUACUGCUGGGAGCAAAAUAAAGAAACAAGCCAAUGACCUCGUGAGCACCCUGAUGAAGUGCACCCCUCACUACAUCCGCUGCAUAAAGCCCAACGAGACCAAGAAGCCCCGGGACUGGGAGGAAAGCAGGGUGAAGCAUCAAGUUGAGUACCUGGGUCUGAAGGAGAAUAUUCGAGUUAGAAGAGCUGGCUAUGCCUAUCGACGCAUCUUCCAGAAAUUCCUACAAAGGUACGCCAUUCUGACAAAAGCCACCUGGCCCUCCUGGCGUGGGGACGAGAAGCAAGGUGUCCUGCACCUGCUGCAGUCCGUCAACAUGGACAGCGACCAGUUCCAGCUGGGCCGCAGCAAAGUGUUCAUCAAGGCGCCUGAGUCGCUGUUUCUUCUAGAAGAAAUGAGAGAGAGGAAGUAUGAUGGGUAUGCACGAGUGAUACAGAAGUCCUGGAGAAAGUUUGUGGCCCGGAAGAAAUAUGUCCAGAUGAGAGAAGAAGCCUCAGACCUCCUGCUGAACAAGAAGGAGAGGCGGAGAAACAGUAUCAACAGAAACUUCAUCGGGGACUAUAUCGGGAUGGAGGAGCACCCGGAGCUUCAGCAGUUUGUGGGCAAGAGGGAGAAGAUCGACUUUGCAGACACAGUGACCAAGUACGACCGGAGGUUCAAGGGCGUGAAGCGAGACUUGCUCCUGACCCCGAAGUGCUUGUACCUCAUUGGGCGAGAAAAGGUGAAGCAGGGCCCGGACAAGGGCCUGGUGAAGGAGGUGCUGAAGCGGCGGAUCGAGCUGGAGCGGCUCCUCUCUGUGUCCCUCAGUACCAUGCAGGACGACAUUUUUAUCCUCCAUGAGCAAGAGUAUGACAGUUUGCUUGAAUCUGUCUUCAAAACGGAAUUUUUAAGCCUCUUAGCAAAACGUUACGAGGAGAAAACCCAGAAGCAACUACCUCUGAAGUUUAGCAAUACGCUUGAGCUCAAGCUGAAGAAGGAGAGUUGGGGUCCCUGGAGCGCGGGGGGCUCCCGGCAAGUGCAGUUCCACCAAGGCUUCGGAGACCUGGCCGCCCUCAAGCCUAGUAACAAAGUGCUCCAGGUCAGCAUCGGACCCGGACUGCCCAAGAAUUCCCGUCCUACCAGAAGGAACACGGUUCAGACCAGGGGUCAUUCCAGUGGGACGCAGAACGCCACCUACCCCAUGAGAGCCGCACCGCCGCCCCCAGGGUACCACCAGAACGGAGUCAUCAAAAACCAGUUUGUGCCACACCCGCAGGCCCCAGGAGGCCAGAGGCAGACCCAGAGGGGCCUAUACACAUCCAUGGCCCGGCCACCCCUGCCGCGGCAGCAGUCCACUGGCUCCGAGCGGCUGUCGCAGGCGCUGGACAGCUUGGACUUCCUCAGGGUCCCGGACCAGGGCGCCGCUGGUGUCCGGAGACAAACGACCAGCCGCCCGACCCCUGCAGGGGGCAGGCCGAAGCCGCAGCCCAAGCCUAAGCCCCAGGUGCCGCAGUGCAAGGCCUUGUACGCCUAUGACGCUCAGGACACAGACGAGCUCAGCUUCAAUGCCAAUGACGUCAUCGACAUUAUCAAGGAAGAUCCUUCAGGCUGGUGGACAGGGCGACUCCGGGGCAAGCAGGGCCUGUUCCCCAACAACUACGUGACCAAGAUUUGAGGCGCACAGCGAACAGAUGUACAGGCCAUUGCGAAGGGAGUAUUCAGGGGUGGGAGGGCUCUCUCGGAUCCAGCAGCAGCACCUGCUUCUCCAAGGCCUGGAGUUCUUCUGGAACCUUCCCCACAGAGCAUGUGGCAGAGCUGGGGCGGGGACAGGGAGUGUGAUUCCCCUGCAGUGAUCCCUAGAGGUGGCCAGGCAGAGGGACCCCGGGGUGCUAGGGGCAGACCACCUCCACUAUGAUUUAUUUAUUGUAUUUAAACCUGGUGAGAGGGCAGGGCUGCCGCUGACAAGUGCCUUUCCUUGAACAACACACUUCCUCCUCCUCCUCCGGGACACAUUCCUCUGCGCCUCCGACCCAGUGCCAGGGCAGUGCAGCCUGCAGGCAUCCAGGCGCUGAGGGGCUCCAGUGGGGCUGGGUGGGAUGUGGCUGGGCCAUGUUGCUGUACCUGUUCCAAUGAUUUUUUUUUUUUUAAAGCUGUACAUUUAUAAAGAACCCAAAGCGGAUCCUAUACUGUAUGUGUGAGCACCUCUGGAUUGUAGGAAUGUGUAUGAAUGUACCAAAUAGCCACAAUGCUGGUCCAAGGCCGGUACCUGCAUACGGCGCACCUGCCUUCUCCAUUCCCCCAACGUUUCUGUCCUCUGCUCUGCCAUACCCCCACCCUCGCCCCGACACCUCCUAAGCAAAUAAAGCAAUCCGCAAACUGCCCUGUU